Messenger RNA from Arabidopsis thaliana (thale cress), 1869 nucleotides. RefSeq names its product REGULATOR OF G-PROTEIN SIGNALING 1 (gene RGS1). Gene Ontology annotation, cellular component: plasma membrane; endosome membrane. The record is from RefSeq and is marked reviewed. Lineage: Eukaryota; Viridiplantae; Streptophyta; Magnoliopsida; Brassicales; Brassicaceae. The transcript is spliced from 10 exons. The coding region runs from base 271 to 1650 and encodes 459 amino acids.
GGAAAAAGGAAGUGUCUUCUGGUCAAAAAAGUCAGAGAAGAAGAGAGAAACGUGAACAAUGAAGAGACAGAGACGUCUCUUCUCUUAUGCGAAAGUGUGAAUCUUUUAAAGCUUUUUGUUUCAACAUCGAUAAAUGAAGUUUCUUUUAUUGAAUUUAUAGAAAUUUGCACACUUUACCUUGACAUUAAAGCAACAAGCUUUGAAACCAAAUAAAAUCUCAAAAACCCAGAAAGCGAGUGGAGAAGAGAGAGCUGAUAUGCUACAAUAGAAAUGGCGAGUGGAUGUGCUCUACAUGGUGGUUGUCCCAGCGAUUACGUCGCCGUCGCAAUUUCAGUCAUCUGCUUCUUCGUGCUGUUAUCGCGCUCAGUGUUACCGUGUUUGAUUCAUAAGGCUCCUCGUACUAACAGUAGCAGUUUCUGGAUCCCUGUUAUUCAAGUUAUCUCCAGCUUCAACCUUCUCUUCUCAAUUAUGAUGUCAGUUAAUUUGCUUCGAUUCAGGACGAAACAUUGGUGGCGAUAUUGCUAUCUUUGGGCAGUGUGGAUUGAAGGACCACUUGGGUUUGGUUUGUUGAUGAGCUGCCGUAUAACUCAGGCAUUUCAACUAUACUUCAUAUUUGUCAAGAAACGUCUACCUCCGGUAAAAUCAUACAUUUUCCUCCCCCUUGUUUUGUUGCCAUGGAUCUUCGGAGCUGCAAUUAUCCACGCAACAAAGCCUCUCAACGAUAAAUGCCACAUGGGUCUUCAAUGGACUUUCCCAGUUGCAGGCCUUCAUGCUCUCUAUGUCCUUGCUUUAAUUGCAUUCACAAGAGCAGUUCGACAUGUAGAGUUUCGUUUUGACGAGCUUAGAGAUCUCUGGAAAGGAAUUCUCGUCUCAGCCACUUCAAUCGUUAUAUGGGUAACAGCGUUUGUGUUGAAUGAGAUUCAUGAAGAAAUCUCUUGGCUUCAGGUUGCUUCAAGAUUUGUGCUUUUAGUCACGGGUGGGAUUCUCGUCGUUGUCUUCUUUUCCAUCUCGAGUAACCAACCUCUUCUUUCACAAAUCAGCUUGAAGAAAAGACAAAACUUUGAGUUUCAAAGAAUGGGUCAAGCUCUAGGCAUUCCCGAUAGCGGAUUAUUAUUUCGGAAGGAGGAGUUUCGACCUGUUGACCCAAACGAGCCACUCGAUAAGCUUCUUCUCAAUAAAAGAUUUCGCCAUUCGUUUAUGGAAUUUGCUGAUAGCUGCUACGCUGGAGAAACAUUGCAUUUUUUUGAAGAGGUGUAUGAACAUGGUAAAAUCCCGGAAGAUGAUUCGAUAAGAAGAAUCUACAUGGCUCGACAUAUCAUGGAGAAGUUCAUCGUCGCAGGAGCGGAAAUGGAAUUGAACUUAUCUCAUAAAACCCGACAAGAGAUCUUAACCACUCAAGAUCUAACUCACACUGAUCUCUUCAAGAACGCAUUAAACGAAGUCAUGCAAUUGAUCAAGAUGAACUUGGUAAGAGAUUACUGGUCAUCCAUCUACUUCAUCAAGUUCAAAGAAGAAGAAAGCUGCCACGAGGCAAUGCAUAAGGAAGGAUACAGUUUUUCAUCUCCAAGACUGAGUUCAGUUCAAGGCUCUGAUGAUCCUUUCUAUCAAGAACAUAUGUCAAAGAGUUCCAGAUGCAGUAGUCCCGGUUAAGGAGUCUAAAACUGGUACUAGACCAGAACCCAAACCAAUGUUCAUAGCAAUCCAAUCCAUGUAAUCUUCCUUCACAUUUCUUGUACAUGUCAUUUUCUCUCUUGUUAUACCUAACUGUAAGAGAAAAUGUCCGGUUCGGAUUUUGGUUUAGUUUUAAAUGUGUAUACCGGACAAAAACUAUGGAACCAUACUAAUUAAUAUCUCGAAGAAUUUAUACGU